This is a messenger RNA of Rhodamnia argentea, 888 nucleotides long. Its product is annotated as cell wall / vacuolar inhibitor of fructosidase 1-like. Bases 225 to 773 code for a protein of 182 amino acids. The transcript is spliced from 2 exons. Gene Ontology annotation, biological process: negative regulation of catalytic activity. Gene Ontology annotation, molecular function: enzyme inhibitor activity. NCBI's taxonomy places the organism in Eukaryota, Viridiplantae, Streptophyta, Magnoliopsida, Myrtales, Myrtaceae. The record is from RefSeq and is a predicted model, not a curated record.
CCUUGAGAGAAGCAGCAGGAGAGCAAGACACGUGGACCCCUAGAGGUGGGAAACAAACAAAACCAAGGAAAGAGGGAACGACCCGUGAAUCCAAACACCCCAAUGAGUGGCGAUCCUUCCAAUUCCACACCCUAAACUCCAAAACUCCGACCGCCAUAUUUCAACCAGGAACACCAGCCACUACUUCGUACCUCGAACUCUCGCACGUCUGCUGCCCCCUUAACAUGAAAGCUCUCGUCCCCUCUCUCCUCCUCCUUGCCGUCUUUGCCGCCUCGCCGCCGCUGGCGCGAUCCUUCGAGUUCCCAGCCCAGGAGAUCUCCGACCCCAUUGACCAGACAUGCAGGCUCACGCCCUUCUACGACCUGUGCCUCUCCUCCCUCAGGUCUGACCCCGAGAGCGGCACGGCCGACGUCCGGGGGCUCGCCUGCAUAAUGGCGGGCUCCGUCCUGGCGAGCGCUAGCCGCACGCUGGACCAGAUCCAGGAGCUGCUGGGCCGGGCGCCAGACCCGGAGUCGGAGCAGCCACUGGCUUACUGCGCGGAGCUGUACAUCCCGGUGGUGAAGUACACCUUGCCGCAGGCGAUCGACGCGCUGGACAAAGGCCAGCUCGGGUUUGCAGAGUACGGGCUGUCGGAAUCUGGCAAGGAGGCGGAGGAGUGCGAGAAGAAUCUGUCGGGUCAGGGCGGGUCGCCGGUGACGGAGGGGAAUGAGCUUGUGCGGAAUCUGGUGGAUGUGGCGGUGGCGAUAAUCGAGGUUUCGCAGAAGGCCUUCUAACUCCCUUCUAUAAUUGAUACGAUGGAAAUUACACACAUGUAUGUCUCCCACUUGUCGAAGCAAGUCAUUGAAAUUACAUAAGCUUCUUAAUUAAAUUCCUCCGACUUCAAUAUCG